Physella acuta is the source of this 2975-nucleotide messenger RNA. Its product is annotated as clathrin heavy chain linker domain-containing protein 1. The record is from RefSeq and is a predicted model, not a curated record. Lineage: Eukaryota; Metazoa; Mollusca; Gastropoda; Physidae.
GUUUACAAAUGGCUGACUUCUUCAUAUCAAUAACUUAAUAUGUUCUUUUAUUUGCAUUUAGUCUAAAAUAUAGUUAAAAAUAAUAAUAGCCAUAAACAUGACAUCAAGCUUUUAUUUCAAUUUAGUCUAGAAUAUAGUUAAAAAAAAAAAGCUAUAAACAUGGCAUCAAGCAGAGCUUCUACACCAACCACUACAUACAACAGACUGCCUGCUAUUCCUACAACAGAUGCUGACCGAGAAUUCUUAAAAGAUGUUAACAGUUUUAUUGAGCGUGAACUUAAUAAAAUAAAUUCAUCAGAGGAAGAGCUGCGUUAUCUGGUUUACAAAGCUGCUUUUAACAAGGUGAUCGACUAUGUGUCUGCUUACAAACCACUGCUGUCACAAAUAAAGAAAGAAUACGAAGACACAAUAGAUGCUAUCAAGAAAGAGCAUCAAGAGGCUUCAUUUUUACAAGGGAAGGUUACAGCAAUAGCUUCUGAACCAUCCACUCUUAGAAACUAUAAUAAACGUGUUGAUGAACUUGAGGAAAGAAUUAUCAUUAUAAAAAAAGAGAAUGAAAAACUGCAGCAAGAACUCAAAGCUAUGCAAGAGUUAAAAGAAGAGAGAGAAAAAAGACCCAAAACUGCUGAGCCACCAAAAAGACAGCUUAAAAAAGAUAGACGUUUUAUUCCAGGUCUUACUAUUGAAGAAUCAACAAAUAUAAAUAUCCUACAAAAAAAAUACGAGGCCUUAGACAGACAACUGAAAGAGGUGAACAUCAGUUUAAGGACCAGAUUUGUACCUAAAGCACAGAAGCUACAGCUGAAAGAAACUUUGGAUAAAAAAGUUGCAUACAGAGACCAACUCUUAUGGCAAAGUCAGGUUUACAAAGCUAGGAGUCAGAAACUCAAAGUUGCGUUGGAAGCUGCUCAAGCGUACAACUUGAUGAAACCACCGCAUCAGACAGUAGGGGAUGCUGUAAUACUGGCAUUCCAUCAAGCAUCUGGAAGGUUUCAAACUGAUACAGGAGAGAAGCUGGAGGGUGACCAGAGUGAUGCCCUACAAGCAUCUGUUGAUGAUGAUGACCCAAACAAGGAGAAGGAAGCUGAGAUCAUGUUGGAAUACAUUGAAAAAUUCAACGAGCUGUUUGAGGAUGGGCUGUUUGAGGAGGCUGCUGUCCACGCAGCCAACAGCCCAAAGGGAAUUCUCAGGACACAAGCCACACUUGCCAAGUUCAGAGAUGUAAGCGUGAAGCUGAAGGGGAGGUCACCACUCCUGGCAUUCUGUGAUGCCCUGAUGUCAACAGUGAAAGCUGCAGGGAGAAAACCCAACGAGGCUCUCUCUGUGGACUGUAUCAGGGCUGGUCUUAAGGAGAACAGGAUAGAUCUGGUGUAUCACUGGAUAGCCCAGGACAGAUUAACAUUGUCCCAAGAACUUGGUGAGCUGAUCACGGAUCACUGCACAUGUCCUUCACCUUGUAAAUGUGGCUGCCAGGCCCUGGCCCAGAAUGUGUUUGUCCACCUCAAGUCCCAUGAGGCUGCGGUGCGGGUGAUGCUGAAGCAAGGUAAAGUGGAAGCAGCCUUGCAGUACGCCAAGGUGUAUUCCUGCCUGACACAAGAAAACAUUGGCGGUUACCUGCAAGUGAAUUCCUGCCAGAAUUUUCUCCAAGGACUUCUGGAAGCUGAUGGUGAACAGAAGAAAUCUGUCCUAAAUAUAACAGUUGGCAGAUUGAUACAAUGUCUAGUGGAGCUAAACAAGUCUGAUCAAGCAGCUAUACUUAUUCAUGCUAUGAUCACUCAACCAAGAAAUAAAUUAAAGAGUAAUCUUCUUCCAUUACAAACAGCCAUAACGCUGGACAAAACAACUAGCCAAAACCAGUGGUCAGCCAUCAUCAAAUCUCUUGAUGCAAGUGGCCACAGUGAAGUGGCCCUGCAGCUCCAGGCCACCAUCAUGGUCAUACAGGCCAUCCACCAGGCCGUGAAGAUUGUCCAAGAAGAUUCCAGAAAAGGCGUCUCCUUCAUGCUGGAUAUCCAGACCAAAAGUGACUCUGAGGACGGCCGUUACAGCGAUGAGUCAGGUGACUCUGACUAUGACCAGCCGAGCAGCCGGCUGUCGUCACACUUGAGAGACUCUGCGUCAUGUGACCCAUCGUCCAGGGAGGUGAGCCAAGACAUAAUGGUCACAGAUAAAACACCCAGGGAGUCAAUACUGAAGAAAAGGCUGAUUGAGAAUGUUAGUUUCUCACCAAGGAAGAGCCCAAGAGAAUCCAUUUUGAAAAAGAAAACUCCGGACUUCGCUGUCACUGGGAGUGUAUCUCCAGGCAAAUCUCCAACUGCCAAAAAGGGAGUUCGACUUGGUGGUCUGCAUAGCCCGCCACCAAAAGUUAACAUCAGCGAGGGGGAAGAGCUGGUCAGUCCCAGGAAGCCAACAGGAAGUAGUAUGAUCAGGUUUAUGGACAGCGACCCCUACACCAGCAACCCUGAAUCUGCAGCUGAGAGUGAGGCUGAAUAACAGAUACACACAGGGGACACAACUCAGACAGCUAAUAUCAGUAUUCUUACAAAGUCAUUUGUUUGUAAUAUUUUAUGAUUUUUGAAAAUUUAGGACUAUGAAGAGUUUUGAUUAAUGUAUUUCUGUAAAUUUGAAUUUUUUGUGAAGUUAUUCUUUUUUGUGAUUAUUUGAAUUGGUAAUUAUUGUUUGCUAUACCAAAGUUGCCUCCCUUAUUCAUUUCCUCUUAAAUAACAAAGUAUGUACAUACUUCAUAUUAAUGCUAACUGAAAUAAUAAUAGGAAGUGAUAGUAAUUAUAUACUUUUUUCUCUAACCUGAGGUGAAGGUUAAAAUGUAAAUAGAUAUUUUAUUUAGAGAACGUUCAUUUAUUUAAUGUAAGAAAAUGUUCCUCUGGUAAAUAAAUUUGACAGGUUUUAUAAUCAGACUAUUUGGAAACAUCGAUGACUUUAAAUUUAAAUAUGCCAAAGUAAAUAAAUCUUGUCAGAGC